Molecule: messenger RNA, 1494 nt
Organism: Charadrius vociferus (killdeer)
Lineage: Eukaryota; Metazoa; Chordata; Aves; Charadriiformes; Charadriidae
Gene: SOX13
Product: SRY (sex determining region Y)-box 13
Exons: 12
Coding region: 1-1494 (497 amino acids)
Biological process (GO): cell fate commitment; regulation of transcription by RNA polymerase II
Cellular component (GO): nucleus
Molecular function (GO): RNA polymerase II cis-regulatory region sequence-specific DNA binding; DNA-binding transcription factor activity, RNA polymerase II-specific
Source: RefSeq, a predicted model, not a curated record
AUGUCCAUGAGGAGCCCCGUUUCUCCCCACCUGGAGCUCGAUGGAGCGGGCAGCAUGGUGAACUGCACCAUCAAGACGGAGGAGAAGAAGGAGGGAGGCUACGAGUCCCCACCGGGGGCUGCCCCCAGCACCGAGCCCUGUCCCAACGACCUGCCGGGGCCACCGCCGAGGGAGGGCACCGACCCCCCGGCACUGUCACAGGAGUCCCACUCGCCCGCCGGCGAUGCGCCGGAGCCCAGGCGCUCUGCCUUCGAGCCAGCCGUCAGCGGCCAGGAGAAGCUGGACUUCAACAGGAACUUGAAGGAAGUGAUGCCAACCAUCGAGAAGUUACUGUCCAGUGACUGGAAGGAGCGGCUGCUGGGUCGAAACACCACUGAGUCCAAGGAAGUGAAAGGAACCCAGGAGAGCCUGGCGGAGAAGGAGCUCCAGUUACUCGUCAUGAUCAACCAGCUGUCCACGCUGCGGGACCAGCUCCUGACGGCCCACUCGGAGCAGAAGAACAUGGCUGCGAUGCUCUUCGAGAAGCAGCAGCAGCAGAUGGAGCUGGCGCGGCAGCAGCAAGAGCAGAUCGCCAAGCAGCAGCAGCAGCUCAUCCAGCAGCAGCACAAAAUCAACCUGCUGCAGCAACAGAUCCAGGUCAACAUGCCCUACGUCAUGAUUCCCGCCUUCACCCCCAGCCACCAGCCUCUCCCCGUCACUCCCGACUCCCAGUUAGCGCUGCCCAUCCAGCCCAUCCCCUGCAAACCAGUGGAUUACCCAGUGCAGCUGCUUCACAGCCCCCCUCCUCCCACGCUGAAGAGACCCGCUGGCUCGGGCCACCUCCAGAUGCAGGAGACCUCGCAGCCGCUGAACCUGACGGCCAAACCCAAAGGUUCCGACCUCCCCAGUGCCUCCAGCUCGCCCAGUUUGAAGAUGAGCGGCUGGCAGUCCCUCACGCCGAGUCACGGCGCCACCAGGGACCUGCAGAGCAGCCCGUCCCUCCUGCCUCUGGGGUUCCUGGGCGAAGGUGAUGCCAUCCCCAAAGCCAUCCAGGAUGCACGGCAGCUACUGCACGGCCACAGCGGAGAGCGGAUGGAGGAGACCCCUGCCCACCGGCUGGAUGAGGCUCUGUUGACCUGUGAGAUGGACGGCUCACGGCACUUCCCCGAGUCCAGGAACAACAACCACAUCAAGCGGCCCAUGAACGCCUUCAUGGUGUGGGCGAAGGAUGAGAGGAGGAAGAUUUUGCAGGCCUUCCCGGACAUGCACAACUCCAGCAUCAGCAAGAUCCUGGGCUCCCGGUGGAAAUCCAUGACGAACCAGGAGAAGCAGCCCUACUACGAGGAGCAAGCCCGGCUGAGCCGGCAGCACCUGGAGAAAUACCCCGACUAUAAGUACAAACCCCGACCCAAACGCACUUGCAUCGUGGAGGGGAAGCGGCUGCGCGUGGGCGAGUACAAGGCGCUGAUGAGGAACCGGCGGCAGGACGCCAGGCAGGGCUACUUGAUAGGGUAA